AUGGCCCUGGGCGAGGAGCGGGCGGCGGGCGCGCCGGAGGACGGGGCGGAGGACGAGGUGCUGGCGCGCGGCAGCGCCCUCGAGGCGUUCGGCGAGAGCGCGGAGACCCGGGCGCUGCUCGGCCGCCUGCGGGAGGUGCUCGGCGACCGUGCGGCCCGGGAGGGCGCCCUGGAGCGGUUCCGAGUGAUAAUGGACAAAUACCAGGAGCAGCCCCAUCUGCUGGACCCGCACCUCGAAUGGAUGAUGAACUUGUUGUUGGAUAUAGUGCAAGAUAAGACCUCUCCAGCUGACCUCAUACACCUGGCUUUUAAAUUUCUUUACAUCAUCACCAAGGUUCGAGGAUAUAAAACAUUUCUUCGUUUAUUUCCUCAUGAAGUAGCCAACGUACAGCCUGUUUUAGAUAUGUUUACAAAUCAGAAUCCCAGAGACCAUGAGACUUGGGAGACGCGCUACAUGCUGUUACUGUGGCUCUCUGUGACCUGCUUGAUCCCUUUUGAUUUUUCACGCCUCGACGGGAACCUCCUUACGCAACCUGGACAGACGCGAAUGUCCAUAAUGGAUCGCAUUCUCCAAAUAGCAGAGGCCUACCUGGUUGUCAGUGACAAGGCCCGAGAUGCAGCCGCUGUCCUUGUGUCCAAGUUUGUCACACGGCCUGAUGUCAAGCAGAAGAAGAUGGCUGGCUUCCUGGACUGGAGCCUGCACACCUUGGCCCGCUCCUCCUUCCAGACCAUCGAGGGGGUCAUUGCCAUGGAUGGCACGCUGCAGGCCCUGGCGCAAAUAUUUAAGCAUGGAAAGCGUGAGGACUGUUUACCCUACGCUGCCACCGUCCUCAAGUGCCUGGAGGGCUGCAACCUCCCCGACAGCAACCAGACCCUGCUCCGGAAACUUGGAGUGAAGCUCGUGCAGCGGCUGGGACUGACCUUCCUGAAGCCCAGGGUGGCAAAGUGGAGGUACCAGCGCGGCUGCCGCUCCCUGGCCGCCAACCUGCAGCCGCGCUUGCAGGGUCCGGAGGGGUCGCAGAUGCCCGCGGAGACUGCCGACUGCGACAGCGACGGCGACUAUGACGUGCCCGAGGACGUGGAGAGCGUGAUAGAGCAGCUGCUGGUUGGGCUGAAGGACCAGGACACAAUCGUGCGGUGGUCUGCGGCCAAAGGGAUUGGCAGGAUGGCUGCGAGGCUUCCCAGAGAGCUGGCGGAUGACGUGGUUGGGUCCGUGCUGGAUUGUUUCAGUUUUCAGGAGACGGACAAUGCCUGGCACGGUGGCUGUCUGGCGUUGGCGGAACUGGGCAGAAGAGGCCUGUUGCUCCCUUCUCGACUCGAGGAUGUUGUUCCCGUGAUCCUGAAGGCGCUGACCUAUGAGGAGAAGCGGGGCUCCUGCAGCGUGGGCACCAAUGUUAGAGACGCCGCCUGCUAUGUGUGCUGGGCCUUUGCACGUGCCUACGAGCCCCGGGAGCUGCAGCCCUUCGUGGCCGCCAUUUCCAGCGCCCUGGUGAUUGCCACGGUGUUUGACCGAAACAUAAACUGCAGGAGAGCAGCCUCUGCCGCUUUCCAGGAGAAUGUGGGAAGACAGGGCACUUUCCCCCAUGGAAUUGACAUUUUGACCGCAGCGGACUACUUUGCUGUUGGCAACAGAGCUAACUGUUUCCUGGUUAUAAGCAUGUUUAUCGCCGGCUUUCCUGAGUACACACAGCCGAUGAUAGACCACCUGGUGGCCAUGAAGAUCAACCACUGGGAUGGGGUCAUCAGGGAGCUGUCCGCGAAGGCUCUGCACAACCUGGCCCAGCGAGCGCCGGAGUACAGCGCCACUCACGUUCUCCCCUGCCUGCUGUCGAAGACGCAGAGCCUGGACCUGCACACGCGGCACGGGGCUGUGCUCGCCUGUGCGGAGCUCGCCCGCGGCUUGUACCGACUCGCCGUGCAAGAGGACAGGCCCGUCGCAGACUACCUGGAUGAUGCGGCGGUGCGCGGCCUGAAGCAGAUCCACCAGCAGCUCUACGACCGCCAGUUAUACAGGGGUCUAGGAGGAGAACUCAUGAGACAAGCAGUGUGCGUUUUAAUAGAAAACUUGUCCCUUUCCAAAAUGCCUUUUAGAGGUGACGUCGUCAUUGAUGGUUGGCAGUGGCUGAUAGAUGACACGUUGAGGAAUCUCCAUCUUAUUUCAAGUCACUCUAGACAACAGGUCAAGGAGGCGGCGGUCUCGGCCCUGGCUGCGCUCUGCUGCGAGUACUACGUCCUGGAUGGCGGGCAGGCCGAUCCCGUCAAGCAGGAGGAGCUGCUGCAGCAGUACCUGGCCGACCUGCAGAGCCCCGAGGAGAUGGCUCGCUGCGGCUUCUCGCUGGCCCUGGGCACCCUGCCUCGCGUCCUCCUCCAGGGCAGGCUGCAGCAGGUGCUGGCUGGCUUGGGAGCCGUGACCACCAUCUGUCCCAAGGACGUGAGCUUUGCCGAGUCCAGGCGGGAUGCCUUGAAGGCGAUCUCGAGGGUUUGCCAGACGGUCGGCGUGAGAGCAGGAGGAGCCCCAGACGAGGUUGUGUGUGAGGAGAACGUCUCCCAGAUUUACCGCACGCUGCUGGGCUGUCUGCGCGACUACACCACCGAUAGCCGAGGGGACGUGGGUGCCUGGGUCCGCGAGGCCGCCAUGACCAGCCUGAGGGACCUGACGCUCCUGCUGGGGAGGGAGCAGCCUGAGCUGCUGGAGGCCAGCAUCUGUCAGCAGGUUAUGUGUUGUGUGGCCCAGCAGGCGAGUGAGAAGAUCGACCGGGUCCGUGCCCACGCUGCGCGGGUGUUCAUGAUGCUGCUGCACUGCGAAGGCGCCCCCCUCCCUCACGUGCCCCACCGAGGACAGCUGGAGGAGCUCUUCCCCAGGUCUGACGUGGCCUCUGUGAACUGGAAUGCGCCGUCCCAGGCCUUCCCUCGCAUCACCCGGCUUCUGGGGCUGCCCGCCUACCGCUACCACGUUCUGCUGGGCCUGGCUGUGUCCGUGGGUGGCUUGACAGAGUCCACGGUCAGGUACUCGACGCAGAGCCUCUUCGAGUACAUGAAGGGGAUUCAGAACGACCCGCAGGCCCUAGAGGGCUUUGGGGGGACCCUUCUGCAACUCUUUGAGGACAACCUUCUGAAUGACAGGGUGUCUGUGCCGCUGCUGAAGAUGCUGGACCAGAUGCUGGCCAAUGGGUGCUUCGACCUCUUCACUGCGGAGCAGGACCACCCGUUCGGCGUGAAGCUACUGGCGCUCUGUAAGGAGGAGACCAGGAAAUCCAAGGAUGUGCAGAAGCUGCGGUCGGGCAUUGCUGUGUUCUGUGGGAUGGUACAGUUCCCGGGGGACGUGAGGAGGAAGGUCCUCCUGCAGUUGUGCCUCCUGCUGUGCCACCCGUUCCCUGUGAUCCGGAAGAGCACGGCGAGCCAGGUGUACGAGAUGCUGCUCACCUACGGGGACUUCCUGGCUGACGGCGUCCUGGAGGAGGUCAUGGCUGUGCUGGGCGCCACGGCCUGGGACGCGGAGCUCCCAGUCGUGAGAGCCCAGCGGAACCACCUAUGUGACCUCCUCGGCGUGCCCCGACCGCAGCUGGUCCCUAAGCCUGGCACCGGCUGAGCCCCUGCUGCCCAGGGGGCGGAGGAGACCGACGCUGGUCAGCACACCUGACCACUGGAGGUGGCCCCGGGCCCGGAGGUGGCCCCACCUGAGCAGCAGCUCUUCUUCCCGUGUCUGGGGUGUUGGUGCUUUGUCUUCACGUCCGUGGGAACCCCGUCCAUAAAACCAUGUCCCGAGCA
Canis lupus familiaris (dog) is the source of this 3767-nucleotide messenger RNA. RefSeq names its product tubulin folding cofactor D (gene TBCD). Gene Ontology annotation, biological process: tubulin complex assembly; adherens junction assembly; bicellular tight junction assembly. The record is from RefSeq and is a predicted model, not a curated record. Lineage: Eukaryota; Metazoa; Chordata; Mammalia; Carnivora; Canidae. The transcript has 39 exons. The coding region runs from base 1 to 3588 and encodes 1195 amino acids. Gene Ontology annotation, molecular function: GTPase activator activity; beta-tubulin binding. Gene Ontology annotation, cellular component: lateral plasma membrane.